AUGAAGGUUUGCAACUUGUUACUUGUUGCUGCGGUUGCCAAUUCGUUGGCAAUCAGAACCCCGCAAAAUGCGAAUGGCAAUGAUGGUCCAAAGAAGGCUAACCAUAGACUUGGAUUUAAACAACACAAGGCUAUGAGAUUGAGAAUGCCAUUUAAGUCUGCCAAUUCUGCUUCUGAUCAAGGUGAGCCAUCCAAUGAAUGGAGUGUUGAGCAUCAAGCUGAUUAUGCCAUGAAGGCUAAGUUUAAAGAUGAUUCUGAUAACGAAGAUGGUGCUCAUGUUGAUGAAUCUGAUUUGGGAUUGGGUAGCUUGGCCAACAUUUUUGUUGAUGAAGGUUCCGAUCCUACUUUUACUGCCAAGUUUAAAUCAGGAGGAUUUGGUGAUAUGUUUUGGCAAUUGUUAAGUGUUGGUAAAGAUUUGACUAUGGAAAAGAUUAACAUUUUGAAGGAUAUUUUGGCCAUGUUGGAUCAAAUUAAGAAUAUCCAUGGCAAAGAUGCUGAAGAAUCUGUUGCUAUCAGUGUUGUUGAUGGUGAUGCUCAAGAAUCAAUUGGAAUUUCGAAAAGAAAUGUUGAAUCUGCAGAUGUUGAAGAUUUCAGCAAUUUGAUUAAGCUUGAUAAAUUGAAGGGUAUUUUCAAGAAGGGUAAAGGGGGAAAAGGUGGUAACGGUGGUUGGAAGAGUAAGUUUGGUAAAGGAAAGCAUGAAGAUGAUGAAGACGAUUACGAUGACGAUGAUAAUUCCGAAUAUGAUGAGGAUGAUUGUGAAAAUGACGAAUAUGACAACAGAGAUAUCAAUCAGGGAAAGAAGAAAUCUGGGUUCAAAUCUGAGAACGGAUACAAGAAGGAUGGUUCCAACAAGGACAAGAGCUACCGUAAUGGCAAAGGAUCUAGCUUUAAAUAUAAUAAAGGUCAUUCUGAUUCUAAAUAUUGGGAACGUGCUGAAGUUAAUGGUGACUUGAAUGAACGCGACGUGGAUUGUAGCAGAUCUAGCCCAUCUCGUUCAGGUAGAAUUGUUGGUGGUGACAAAUUACGUGGUGGUAAUAAGGUACAUGGACGUCCUGAAGAUUGUGAUGAAGAUUAUGAUCACGAUAGGGAUCAUGACAAGGAUCAUGGCAGAAACGACCAUGAUGAUAAAGACCACCACUUUGACAAGGGCCACGGUUGGAAAAAUGAAACCGAUUCUGGUAGAGACCACGGAAAGAGCGAUGGCAAAAAUCACGACUGGAAGAAUGAAAAAGAUCUUGAUAGAGACCACCACAAUGGCAAAGACCAUGACAAUGGCCAUGGUAAGAAUCACGACUGGAACCAAGACGAAGAUUGUGAUGACCUUGACAAUGAUCGUCUUGGUAAAAACUGGAACAAGGAAAAAGGUUCCCGCUCAAAAGUAUCCAAGAGUGAGGAAGUGCAUUUGGCUAUGAGAGACUUGAGCAAAUUGAAGAAAAUGAUGGCAGGUAAAAAAGGUACCACUGCUGCGCCAACUACUGUUUCUCCUACCACCGCUACUCCUGAACCUGAACCAACCAAAGAAGAAUGUCCUGGAGAAGCAGAAACUGAAGAACCUACUGCAACAGCCACCUCAGCUCAACCAACUCCAACCGGUAAAACGGGCGGUUUGAAAUCCAAAUUGAAAGGGUUGUUCAACAAGGGAGGAAAUGGUAAUGGAAAGUUGGGCGGUUUAAAGGCUAAGUUUUCAAAAGGUAAGAAAACCACUUCAUCUGUUGCUGCUGUAACAACCACUGUCACUAUUGACUGUCCUGAGACUGAAGUCCCAGUUGAAGAUGAAGACUGUCCAGAAGAAAAGAAGUUGGUCGAUGUUAAAGCUGGCAAAGAAAAACGUGAUGAAGCUUCUGAUGUUGCCAUUGACUCAAAAUACUUUGGGUUUGGUGGUAACAAGAAUGGAAAGUCAGAAGAAACCAAGCCAGACACGUUUGAAGAUGAAGACUGCGAUGACGAACAGGAAGAAGAAGGGAAGACUGAUGGAAAGCAAAACGGUGGUAAAAAGGAUAUCAAAAGUAAGUUGAAGGGAAAACUUGGUGGUUUGAAAGGCAAGAUGGGCGGUGCUGGAAUGAAGGAUAAAUUAGGAGGAUUGAAAAGUAAGAUGGGUGGUGCUGGAUUGAAGGAUAAGCUUGGUGGAUUAAAAGGAAAAUCUAAGAAAGGUGGAAAAAACCAAGCUUCAGGAGAAGUUGAUGACGAAGACUGUGAUGACAUCUACGACAACGGAAACAACAACUACAAAUCAGGAAACAGCAAAAAUGGAGGCUUUGGUAAAGGCAAACGUGAAGUAGAAGACAAUUUUUUUGAUUCAAGUGCUGAAUGGUGCUAUGAUUCAGAUUGUGCCGAUGAUAGCUUUUUCAACGACAAGGAGUUUGCUGCUUCAGGGAGCAAUCGUAGAGGGCUGGAACCCCAAUUUUUCGCUCAAAGCGUAGUUUCUAAACAUGAUUUAGUUGAAGAUUUGUUGUUGAAGGUUUUUUUACAAUUGAAACAUUCUGGAUUGAUUAAUGAUAUCAUCAAGAUGUCCUUGACCGAUGAUCUUGUUAGAGAAGCAUUGACUGAUAUCACAAUUAAGUUAUUGAAUGCUGAUGUUAUCCCCUGGGAUGAUAUCAUCCUUGCUAUAAAAACUCAUGGUCUUGUUCUUGAUGUUACCAAAUUCACCUUGACUAAUCCUGAAGUUAGACAAGGUUUGGCAGCUUUUGUAUUAGAACUUAUCCCAGGUUUGAUUAGAAGUGGUUCGUUGACCGCCCAACAAGUUGUCGAGCAAUUGAAGAUUGAAAGUCAACCAUUACCAAGAAACGGAAAAGACGUGAGAGAUCCACGUAUCCAGCCAUUGGGACCUUUUCCUGAUGAAGAAUUUCCACAUGAUCACCAUGAAAAGUCUCAUUUCAAAACUGUAAAGGGUCACGAGGAGGAGCACCACUAUGUCAAAGUCCGUAAUGCUACUCAUGAUCACGAAAUUGAACACCAUGAGCAAAAGAACAAGGAUAUUGAAAAGUCGCAUCAUGAAGCAAACCAUUAUGGGGAUCAUGAAGAAGAUGAUUAUGAAAGUAAGCACCACGAUUCUGAGAAGGACUACCAUGAGGAGUCCAAGAAAGAUUCCAGUGUUCAGGAAAAAGAUUUCCACGAACUGAAGAAGGAUCAUCAUAAAGAAAACCAUCACCAAGAUUUGAACACAAAUGGUGAAUUGCGUGAAGAGCACCAUGAAAAGAAUAACAAGGAAUUAAAGAAGGAAAAGCAUGAACAAGAAUUCUAUGUUGAUGAAGAUGUUUCUGAAAAACAAAAGAGACAUGAGUUGGAACAUCAUGAAAAAGAGGUUCACAAGAAUGAAAAGAAUUUGCAUGAAUUGGAUCUUCAUGAACAAUACGACGAAGGUGAUGAGCACCACAAAGUUGAUCUUCAUGAAAAAAACAAGCAUGGUUUAGAAAAGGAUCUUUAUGAAAAAGAUGAACAUGAAAAGGAUGGAAGUCAUGGAAGAGACCACCACCACAAGGAUGAGCAUGAGUUGACUAAAGACUUUCACGAAAAGGAUCUUUCUCAAGUAGAUGAUGAUGCAGAUGGUACCCACUAUGAUAAGAACUUACACGAAUUGGAUGGUGUUCUGGUUGAAAAGGAUCUUCACAAGGAUCAUGUCCAUGAAGUCGAACAUAAAAAGAGACAUGAAGUUGAACAUUUCGAGGAAGAUUUUCACAAGAACGUUACUGAACAUCAUGAACAUGAUUUCCAUGAAGUUGUUGAUGGCGACUCAGUACAUCAUGAAAAGGAUAAACAUCAAAGUGAGGAUCACAGUGUUGAACAUGACAAACACUUGGUUAAUCAUCACGAGGAGGAUCACAGUGAUUUUGAUUAUGAAAAGGAUUUCCAUGAUUUGGACGAAUUUUUCAAAGAAAAGGACCACCACUCUGACUAUUUCCAUGAAGUUGAUCAUAAGAGAAAAAGACAUGAAUUAGAACAUUUUGAGGAGGAUUUCCACAAAGAUGUCAAGCAACAUCAUGAAGUUGAUCAUCAUGAAAGUAUUGAGGAUCCAUGGAGUCGUGAUGAAAAAGUUCACCAUAAAGAGGAUGAUUUUGCUUUUGGACGUGAUAAGCAUGCAGUUGAUCACCAUCAAGAAGACCACACUGAAGAUUCGGACUACAGUAAGGACGUACAUGAGUUGGAUGAUGUUUCAAAGGAAAAAGAACACCACAAGGAUUUCUACCAUGAAGUUGAUCAUGAACUUACUCGUCGUGAUGUUGGUUAUGAACAUGACAAGGUUUCACAAGGUAAGGAUUUGCAUGAGUUGGAUAAACAUUUCAAGCAGAACGAUAAGGAUCAUUUUUCUAAAGAUAACCUUUAUGGUGGUGAACGUCAUUACAAAGAACAUUAUGAAAAGGAACACCAUGAAAAGGAGAAUCAUGUAACUACACCUGACAGAAACCAUUAUGAAAAGGAAGAACAUGACAGGGAAGAGCAUGGUAAAGAAAAUCAUGAAAAGGGACCUCACGAACAUGAAGAGUUUUCAAAAGAGCAUGGGAAAACAGUUGACAAGAAGGAAUCUAGUGAAAAUGCUUUUGGUAAGAAGGAGCAUGAAUUGAAGGGAGAUUUGGGUUUCAAGUAUGUUCCAGCCGCUGCUGCCAUGAGUGGACCAGUUCAAGCUCCAGGACAGAUUAUUCCACCUCUUGGAGCUUAG
Lodderomyces orthopsilosis Co 90-125 is the source of this 4653-nucleotide messenger RNA. RefSeq lists its product as uncharacterized. The transcript has a single exon. The record is from RefSeq and is a predicted model, not a curated record. NCBI's taxonomy places the organism in Eukaryota, Fungi, Ascomycota, Pichiomycetes, Serinales, Debaryomycetaceae. The coding region runs from base 1 to 4653 and encodes 1550 amino acids.